This is a messenger RNA of Nannospalax galili (Upper Galilee mountains blind mole rat), 1366 nucleotides long. It is a transcript of the gene Neurog2, whose product is annotated as neurogenin 2. The transcript has 2 exons. Gene Ontology annotation, molecular function: protein dimerization activity. The record is from RefSeq and is a predicted model, not a curated record. Lineage: Eukaryota; Metazoa; Chordata; Mammalia; Rodentia; Spalacidae. The coding region runs from base 403 to 1203 and encodes 266 amino acids.
GGAGGCGGCCGGCGGCGGGGGGAGGUGAGGAAUGGGCCGGGGGCAAAUCUGAUUGUUUUGGUGGUAUAUAAGGGGUUUUAAGGAGAGUCGUGUGCCAGACACGCAGCCGCUGAACCACAGGCAGUUUCGCUUUAACUCGAGUGCCUGGGAGUCGCGUGCCAGGAGCCGCACGGCCGGGGACUGACUGACAGACGGACGCGCACUAGCUGCACAGCAUACGAGACCCAGGUGGGCGGAGGCGGCCGCGGAGCGCUUGGCAAAGUCGCGGGACCCGCGAACCCCGGUCUAGGCGCGCCACCCUAGAGCCGGGCGGAGGCUCUGCAGCAGAGCCGGACUGGCUGCGGGAACAUUCCGCGACACGCGCCAGACAGUCACGCGGGUACAUUCUGAGAGCCGACGAGGAUGUUUGUCAAAUCUGAGACUUUGGAGUUGAAGGAGGAGGAGGACUUGCUGGUGCUGCUGGGCUCCGCGUCCCCGGCUUCGGCGACCCUGACUUUGUCGUCCAGCGCGGACGAGGAGGACGAGGAGCCCCGCCGGAGCCGCGCUGCCCGCGGGCAGCUUGGGGCCGAAGCUGGGCAGGGGGCGCCGGGCGGCUUGGCACCUGGGGUCGGGGGCUGCCGGCCCGCGCGCUUGCUGGGCCUGGUGCACGAGUGCAAGCGGCGCCCCUCUCGCUCACGGCCGGUGUCCCGCGGCGCCAAGACCGCCGAGACCGUGCAGCGCAUCAAGAAGACCCGCCGGCUGAAGGCCAACAACCGCGAGCGCAACCGCAUGCACAACCUCAACGCGGCGCUCGACGCGCUGCGGGAGGUGCUCCCCACGUUUCCCGAGGACGCCAAGCUCACGAAGAUCGAGACCCUCCGCUUCGCGCACAAUUACAUCUGGGCGCUCACGGAGACCCUGCGCCUGGCUGAUCACUGCGGGGGCGGCGGCCUCCCCGGGGCGCUCUUCUCCGACGCGGUGCUGCUGAGCCCCGGAGCAGGAGCUGCGCUGAGCGCCAGCGGGGACAGCCCGUCGCCGUCCUCCGCGUGGAGCUGCACUGACAGCCCCGCGUCGUCCUCUGCGUCCUCCAGCUCCAAGUCCCCGUACAGCUGCUCCUUAUCGCCGGCCAGCCCCGCAGGGUCAGACGUGGACUACUGGCAGCCCCCAGCUCAGGACAAGCACCGCUAUGCGCCUCACCUGCCCCUAGCCGGGGACUGUAUGUGAGCAGCCACCUCUGCCACCCACGCCCGGCGUCGGGACGCUCCUUUCCUGUCCUCGCCUGUCCCCCUGCCCCCACUGUCCACACCCUGGCAACCGCUUCACCGAGCAGGCUUAGCUUUGGUGAACUCUUGGGUGGAUGGUGCAUUUGGCUGUGGGUUAACUUCGU